AUGUUUUCUUGCGGAACAAAGAAGAACAGUGCUCGAGACAAAACUCGCACUCCAACACCACUCGAUUCUCAUUCUCCAGUUACUCCUUCAUCUCUUCGAAGAAAUCUCUUCAACGAUAAUGAAAUCCCCAAUCGCCCUCACACCGGAACUCCCGCUCCUUGGACUCCUCGCUUAUCCGUCCUUGCCAGGGUUCCUCAAGUUAAUAAAAAUGGAAAAGAAGAUCAUACGAAUCCGAUUAAACCUGUUUUUGUUUCCGAGUUUCCUCAAAUUGUUUAUGAUGAACAAGCUACCUCGCCGCAUAAACGAGUUAUCUUUGAAGACUGUGGCGGGUGUGGUGGGAUUGACAAAAGUACAUCGCUUGCUUGGAUUAUUUGUGGGAGCAAAGUUUUUGUUUGGAGUUACUUGUCGCCUGCGUCUUCUAUGAAUUGUAUUGUUCUUGAAAUUCCUUUGAAUGAUGUGGAUGUUGGGAAUUAUGAUGCUGGUAGUUGGUUGGUUUCUGUGGUUAAUUGUGAUAGUUCGUCUUUUGGGACGAAUAAAGUUGCUAAACAUGUUGCGGUUGUUUUGUGUAAUAGAAAGACGCGGGCUAUUGUAUACUGGCCGGAUAUAUAUUCUCAGUCAAGCAAUGCUCCGGUUACUAGUCUUGCGUCUUUUGAUGAGUUGGAGGCUGUUGGUGAGAAAACACCGUUUAAGAGGCAGACGCGGCAAAGUAAGCAGGCGACUGAUUUGAAUGGGUUGAAUGUCUUUAACUCUGUUAUUGCUUCUGCAGUUCCCAGUUAUACCUUUGCAUGUGUUGCUCUUGCUUGUAGCUCAAGUGGUGAGCUUUGGCUGUUUGAAUGCAGUCCUACUGGCAUUCGUCGAAGGAAAGUAUAUGAAAAUAUUGUUAAUUUUUUACACGAAGGGGGUGAUUUAGGUAACCUCGUGAGCAACAAAGGGUAUCCAAGGUCUUUGACAUGGCGUUUUCCUCAUCAUUCUACUAAGGAAUCAAAUCGGCAGUUUUUGGUGUUAACAGAUUGUGAGAUACAGUGUUUCAAAGUAGAGUUUACUUCUGGUAUACUUGUUUCUAGACUUUGGUCUCAGGAAAUAGUUGGAACGGAUGCUGAGCUCGGCAUUAAGAAAGAUCUGGCAGGUCAAAAGGGAAUCUGGCCUCUUGAUGUGCAGGUAGAUGAUCAUGGUAAAGUAAUUACCAUUCUCGUUGCAACCUUUUGUAAGGACCGGAUUAGCAGUUCAAGCUACAUGCAGUAUUCUCUUUUGACCAUGCAGUAUAAAUCAGGAUUGGAUGUAGAGAGUACAAAUGAUAGGAUUUUGGAGAAAAAAGUUCCCAUUGAGGUGAUAAUUCCCAAAGCUAGAGUUGAAGAUGGAGAUUUUUUGUAUUCCAUGAGGCUACGAAUAGGGGGGAAACCAUCAGGAUCAAAAGUCAUAAUAUCUGGCGAUGGAACAGCAACUGUUUCCCAUUAUCAUAGAAAUGCUACACGUCUCUAUCAAUUUGAUUUACCAUAUGAUGCUGGGAAAGUAUUAGAUGCUUCAGUUCUUCCUUCUGCAGAUGAUUAUGAAGAAGGUGCAUGGGUUGUGUUAACAGAGAAAGCAGGAAUAUGGGUAAUACCAGAGAAGGCUGUCGUACUUGGUGGGGUUGAACCCCCUGAGCGGAGCUUGUCACGCAAAGGCAGCUCAAAUGAAAGAUCUGCACAAGAAGAGAUCAGGAAUCUUACAUUUACCGGUAAUUUUGCUCCAAGAAGGGCCAGUUCUGAAGCAUGGGGUACGGGAGAUAGACAAAGGGCUGCUUUGAGUGGGAUUACACGUCGAACUGCACAAGAUGAAGAAUCAGAAGCUUUACUGAAUCAUUUCUUCAAUGAAUUUUUGUCAUCUGGGCAAGUUAAUGGGUCCCUUGAAAAGCUAGAAACUUCUGGUUCAUUUGAACGGGAUGGAGAAACCAAUGUUUUUAUGCGGAUGAGCAAAUCAAUCAUUGAUACCUUAGCUAAACAUUGGACAACAACAAGAGGUGCAGAGAUUUUGUCCAUGGCCGUUGUUUCCACCCAUCUCGUGGAAAAACAGCAGAAGCAUCAAAAGUUCCUUCACUUUCUUGCCUUAUCCAAAUGUCACGAGGAGCUUUGUUCGAGGCAGAGACAUGCCUUGCAAAUUAUCUUGGAGCAUGGUGAAAAAUUAUCUGCAAUGAUUCAGCUGAGGGAACUGCAAAAUCUGAUUAGCCAGAACCGUUCAGCUAGUGUUGGAUCCUCAAAUUCUAAUGUAGAUAUUCAGAUGUCAGGUGCCCUUUGGGACAUGAUACAGUUAGUUGGUGAUAGAGCUCGUAGGAAUACUGUCCUGUUGAUGGACAGAGAUAAUGCUGAAGUGUUCUACAGUAAGGUUUCAGAUCUUGAAAAUUUCUUUUACUGUUUAGAUGCAGAGUUGGAAUAUGUUAUAGGACCAGAGCAUCCGUUUGCAACCCGGGUCCAGAGGGCAUGUGAACUCUCAAAUGCAUGUGUUUCCAUAAUUAGGACAUGCUUUGACUAUAAGAAUGAGAACCGUUUAUGGUAUCCGCCUCCUGAAGGUUUAACACCUUGGUAUUGUCAACCUGUUGUCCGUAAGGGAAUAUGGAGUGUUGGCUCUGUCUUGCUUCAGUUGUUAAAUGAUACAUCUGGGCUUGAUAAGACAGCAAAGUUAGAGUUGUAUAGUCAUUUAGAAGCACUGGCCGAAGUGCUACUUGAGGCAUAUUCUGGUGCUGUUACUGCUAAAAUUGAGCGUGAAGAAGAACACAAGGGUCUAUUAAAUGAAUAUUGGGAGCGACGAGAUGCACUACUUGAAUCUCUUUAUCAACAAGUUAAAGAAUUUGAAGCUACUUAUAAGGAUUCUGUUGAAGGAGCUGAAGAAUUGAAUGAAGAAGCCACUAUGAAAAUUACUUCGCAUCUGCUAUCAAUUGCUAAACGACAUGGAUGCUACCAAGUUAUGUGGACAAUAUGCUGUGAUGUAAACGACUCAGAGUUAUUGAGAAAUGUUAUGCAUGAGAGUUUGGGACCUACUGGGGGAUAUAGUUACUAUGUUUUUCAGAAACUUCAUGAAAGCAAACAAUUUUCUGAGUUGUUAAGGCUAGGGGAAGAAUUUCCAGAAGAGCUGUCCAUUUUCCUGAAGGAGCAUCCAGAUCUUCUUUGGCUUCAUGAUUUGUUCCUUCACCAUUUUUCCUCUGCUUCAGAAACACUUCAUAUGUUGGCUCUCACACAAAACAUGCAGUCUUCUGAAGAGGAAGAACAGGUGGAUAUGAAGUUGAAACUGACAGACAGAAAAAGUCUUUUAUAUCUAUCUAAGAUUGCAGCCUUUGCAGCUGGUAAAGAUGCUGGUACUCAGGUGAAGGUGGAUCGCAUUGAGGCUGAUUUGAAGAUUCUAAAGUUGCAGGAGGAAGUAAUGAAAUGUCUUACUUCGCAUGAAGAUAAGCAACUUGUGGAUGAUCAGCUGCUUCAUCCAGAAGACUUAAUUAAAUUGUGCUUGGAAGGUGAAGAGCCAGAGCUCUUGCUGUGGGCCUUUGACGUGUUUGCCUGGACCAGUUCGUCGUUUCGCAAGACCCACUGGAAACUUUUGGAGGAUUGUUGGAAGAAGGCUGCCAGUCAGGAUGAUUGGAGUAAAUUUCAUGAUGCAUACACAGUUGAAGGAUGGAGUGACGAAGAAACUCUACAGAACUUGAAGAAUACUGUCCUUUUCCAGGCUUCAAGCAGGUGUUAUGCACCCCAAAGUGAAACCUUUGAAGAAGGGUUUGACCAAGUAUUGCCCUUGAGACAAGAUAACAUGGAGACUUCAACUUUGGGAGAUAUGAGCUCUUCAGUUGAAACAAUACUGAUGCAGCACAAAGAUUUUCCAAUUGCGGGCAAGCUGAUGCUUAUGGCAGUCAUGUUAGGUAGUGAGCAUAGUGGUGAUGACAGGAUAGAAGGAGGGCCUUCCCCUAUGGAAUAA
This is a messenger RNA of Vicia faba (fava bean), 3933 nucleotides long. The record is from the annotation of a GenBank genome assembly. Lineage: Eukaryota; Viridiplantae; Streptophyta; Magnoliopsida; Fabales; Fabaceae.